UAACGUCUCUCUUCUCAUCAUUCAUUCAUACUCUCUCUCUCUCUCUCUCACACACACACACACACACUCUUCAUCACUCUAGUGCUGCUACUGUUACUUCCUCCACUUCGCUUCUUCUUCAAUUAGGUUUUCAUUUUCUUCAACAACAAUGAACAUCUUCAAGAAGAAAACCUCACCCAAAGAAGUGGAAGUUCAUUUAGUUAUUUUUUUUUUGUAUGACAGAAGCUCUGCGACAAAGUAAGAGAGAAAUGUCUACUGCAACUAGAGGAAUUGAAAGAGAGAUAGCAUCGCUUCAGAUGGAGGAAAAGAAGUUGGUGGCAGAGAUUAAAAAAGAAGCAAAAACUGGAAAUGAGGCUGCUACAAGAAUCUUGGCUCGUCAACUAGUUAGGUUACGCCAACAGAUAACCAAUUUGCAGGGAAGUCGUGCUCAGAUCAGGGGUGUAGCAACUCACACACAGGCAUUAUAUGCAAGCACUUCAAUCUCGACAGGGAUGAAGGGUGCAACUAAAGCAAUGGUGGCAAUGAAUAAGCAAAUGGCACCGGCAAAGCAGGCUAAAGUGAUACAAGAAUUCCAAAAGCAAUCAGCACAAAUGGACAUGACGAUUGAGAUGAUGUCAGAAUCUAUUGAUGAAACUUUAGACAAAGAUGAAGCCGAGGAAGAAUCUGAAGAGCUCACUAACCAGGUUCUUGAUGAAAUUGGAGUGGAUAUUGCAUCACAGUUAUCUUCUGCUCCGAAAGGUCGGAUUGCUUCAAGGACAACUGAAAAUGUUGCUCCAAGAUCAGAAUCCCAAGAUGUUGAAGAGCUUGAAAAGAGAUUGGCUUCUCUACGAAGAAUAUAAAGAUCUGCUACAGCUGUUGAUAGAUGUGUUUCUUAAUGUACAAAUUCAUCAUAUAUUCUAUAUAGCAACAAUAAGAUUGUACUCUAAUGGCACCUCAUUUUGUUACUGCUUUUAUUCGUUGUUAGAUAUGAAGCAUAGUUGCGGGACUCGAAUGUAUCACUAGCAGAAGCAUUUAUAAAUUGGGCGUUUGUUUGGUUAGGAUCUAA
Trifolium pratense (red clover) is the source of this 1045-nucleotide messenger RNA. Its product is annotated as vacuolar protein sorting-associated protein 2 homolog 2-like. Gene Ontology annotation, biological process: protein transport; late endosome to vacuole transport; endosome transport via multivesicular body sorting pathway. Gene Ontology annotation, cellular component: multivesicular body; ESCRT III complex. The transcript has 11 exons. Lineage: Eukaryota; Viridiplantae; Streptophyta; Magnoliopsida; Fabales; Fabaceae. The record is from RefSeq and is a predicted model, not a curated record. The coding region runs from base 216 to 839 and encodes 207 amino acids.